This is a messenger RNA of Sinocyclocheilus rhinocerous, 3927 nucleotides long. Its product is annotated as zinc finger and BTB domain-containing protein 7A-like. The record is from RefSeq and is a predicted model, not a curated record. The coding region runs from base 773 to 2533 and encodes 586 amino acids. The transcript has 4 exons. Gene Ontology annotation, biological process: regulation of transcription by RNA polymerase II. Gene Ontology annotation, molecular function: RNA polymerase II cis-regulatory region sequence-specific DNA binding; protein binding; DNA-binding transcription factor activity, RNA polymerase II-specific. NCBI's taxonomy places the organism in Eukaryota, Metazoa, Chordata, Actinopteri, Cypriniformes, Cyprinidae.
GCUUGGCACUGCUUGUUGGCUGGUCUGUACUUUUAAUACCUGGCAUCCUGCUAGCAACACACGGUAGUGUAUAAUUCAGCUCUGAAUGCUUACGUUGAAGCGAGCUCUCAGAUGUGGGGGUGGCAAGAGCAAACAGUUUGGGACUUGUAGUUCUUAGCAGUGGCCUAGAAGAAGGUGAAGUCAUUCUUAAGGACUGCGCUUCCCAGAGUGCCUUGCCCUUGGCCAUACAGGAAAGGGAACAGCCGGUAGCCUAUCCUAGUGGGGAGGUGUGGUGAUUGAGGAGCGGGCAAGCCAAUCGCAGAGGGGGAAGUGAAGCCAGAGCAGUGGGCUGAAAAUAGAGUGGGGGAGUUAGUAGGUGGCUGCCUGUGUGGGAUCAGGCAAGGGCUUGCCUGUGUAACUAGGGCCACUCGGAAGUUUCCUGUCUGCAGUUGCUCCAGACCAGAGCCCUGCCCAGGCACGCAGGCAGGCAGAGGAAGACUGAGCUGACCCACAGGGAAACAAAAUUCUGGCCAGCCGGUAAGAGCUCCAAAUGCACUCUCACUCUCUCUGGUGUCUGAGACGGGAAAGGCAAGCUAGAAGAGAAAUAAUGGAAUCUUUAAAGGGGAAAGAAAGGGACUUGGCUCGAUUAAGUUCAGAGCGCUUGACCCACUUGCAGAUGGCAUAGAGAUGGAAAACGGAGGCCUGCUGUAUUAAGACAGGCAGACGGACAGACGGCAGGACGGACGGACGGGUGGCGGCGGCGAUUGGCGGCUCGGCGGCAGGCUGGUGGAAAAUGUCGUCGGGAGCAGGUGGGCGGGGAAGACGUGAGGGAAGGGCCUGUGGGGGAGCAGGCGAGGUAGAGGAAGGACCAGUGGGCAUCCCCUUCCCCGAGCACAGUGCUGACCUGCUAGGCAGUCUCAACCGCCAACGGCUAAGUGGGCUGCUGUGUGAUGUGCUACUAGUGGCUCAAGAGAGAGAAUUCCCUGCCCACCGCUCCGUGUUGGCUUCCUGCAGCACCUACUUCCACAAGCUUUUCACCUCGGGCCUGGCUGCUGACCGCCAGAAAGUCUAUGCGCUGGACUUUGUGCGGCCUGAGGUGCUGGCCGCCCUCUUGGACUUUGCCUACACAGCCACACUCACAGUCAGUCGAAACAGUGUGGUUGACAUCUUAAGCGCUGCCCGUGUGCUGGAGAUCUCGCCUGUCCAAGACGUCUGCACACACCUGCUAGAAACCAAAGUGCUCUCCCCGCCGGCGGGCAGUGAGCAAGAAGAAGACCAGGAAGAGGAGGAACAAGGAAAGAAUGGAAAAGAGCAGGGCAUCCGGCUGCGUGCCCAUGAGUACUUGGAGUUCUUCCAGAGGGGGGCGCAUUGGGGUAGCAGCUGCAGCACGCCUGAGCUCAGGGACCUGCCUGCACACCUGCACUUUAGCCAACGCAACGGUGCUGACAGCAAUGGCACGCCCAUCGGCCCUGCUGACUACUACUCCUCACUGGCCCAAGCCCUAUCACAGCCACCUCGUGAACCCGAAGACAAGGAUGUGGAUGAGGAGUGCCAGGAUGGACCUUCAGUUCUAGCUCGAGGGAAAGGUGCAGAGGCUGUGAUGUCCAUUUAUGCUCCCACUCAGAAUGGACAUUACUAUCUCCAUCAGGCAGAGCCCAAAUCAGAGAUGGAGGUUGAGGGGACAGGUGAGCGGGAGCACGAACAAGGCCCAGCCAGUGCUUUGCUACAACAGAUGAUGGACUCCUUGGAGCAGAAAAGGGAACAGGCCACGACAGGUGGUGGAGGUGAGGAGGAUGGGCCGGAGGGCGAAGAGCCAGAUGUUGAGUUUUACUUGAAGUACUUUAAUAGUGUGCAGCACGAGGAAGCCACCAGUGCCCCCAUGUCUCCAAGUUUGCUACCACUGUGGUCAUUAAGGGGCAACGGAGGUGGAAACCAAGCGACUGGAGGGGGUAACAACAGUGAGAGGAAGAUACGGUCUAAGGCCUUCCAGAAGUGCCCUAUCUGCUCCAAGGUCAUCCAAGGUGCAGGCAAGCUUCCACGCCAUAUCCGUACACACACAGGAGAAAAGCCCUACGAGUGCACCAUCUGCAAAGUGCGAUUCACCAGGCAGGACAAGCUAAAGGUUCACAUGCGCAAGCAUACAGGAGAGAAGCCUUACCUGUGUACUCAGUGUGGUGCCGCCUUUGCCCACAACUACGACCUGAAGAAUCACAUGCGUGUGCACACAGGCUUGCGCCCCUACCAGUGCUCCAGCUGUUUUAAAACCUUUGUGCGCUCAGACCACCUCCACCGGCAUCUCAAGAAAGAUGGCUGCAACGGCAUCCCUUCCCGUCGAGGCCGCAAGCCACGCAUACGAGAUUCUGAGCUCCUGGAAGGUCCUAUGGAACUUCAUGGCCCAGAAGCAGACAUUGAGAGAGGUCGGCGGCAUCCGGACAGGGGCACCGGAACAUCAGUCAUGGAGGAAAAUCACGGUAGUCACACGCACAGUCCGGUUGCCGAUGGGGAAGGUAGUGAAGAUUUGACCUCGGGACAAAGGAACUCCGCAACAACAUGAAUAAACUUCUUCAGAGAGGGCUUUACUCAAAAACAAGAGGAAGAAUGAAACCGAAAAAUAAGAAAAAAACAACAACAAAAAAAACUUAAAACUACAUGGUCCUCUUUAAAAAAAAACAAAUCAGGGUGGCACGCAAAUCUAAUCUUCUAGUUUCUUUUUCCUCCUUUUUUUUAGCUUCUGCAUUCCACAUAGAGACUUAACCACCAAUUUACUGGUCUGUUAUAAUGGCGUAGCCAUGUGCGUACGAGAAAAAGCUACUAUGCAGAUUAAACAAGUUCCUCAUCUCUGGGUUACAUCUACAUGGCCUUGUCUUAAAAAGUAAGGUGUCAAACACCAGGCUGACUCUGCUUCAACAGGUUAGCUAUGAAUGGUCUAAGAUGUGAUCAAUGCAACCAAUAGAUCUCUUUUUCUAAUGCAAUGAGCAACAUGUACAUACACUAUACAAAAUUAUAUUGUCUCAGAUUGCAAUAUAUGCAAUAUUCUGAUGCAGCACCUUUUUUCUAAAUGUUCCAGAAAGAAUUGGACAGGGGUUUAAAGUGUUACUUUCUCUAUAAAAUAUGUUUUUGAGAGUUUAUAUUUUCGUGGUGUAACAGGUUACCGUUUUGAUCUACAUGGGGAGAUUUCGUUAAUUUGUUUCUGGCAGGGAGAGAGGGUAAGACAAGGGAUGAGGUCCUGUGUUUCUAAAGCACUACCUUCAUCUGAUUGCCACUGGACACAAUCAUGUUAAAUCUAACCCCUUACAGGCCUGCUUUUCCUUAUUGGCAGUCCUACUUGCAUUAUAUUCUCUCUUAUUUUGGGGAUUGUCUUAAUAUUUUGUCAUUUGAUUUUUCUUUUGUCCUUUGAGUUGACUAGUUUGGGUACUUGACACUUUAUAUUUGUAUACGUGUGUAUAUAUUAGGUUGUAAUCUUAUGAGACCCUUUAUAAGACACAUAUUGCAGAUAUAUAGGGUUACAUCAUCCUUCAGCUUCACUCCAGGUUUCUCACUGCGUUAAGUUUGCAGGGGGAAAUACGCUGUUUGAUGUUUUAGAGCAUUAUAAUUGAGAAACCCAUUUUUUCCUAAGCUGCACUUAAUGGAGCCCAGAAGUUUCCACCCAGUGUAUGAAUUGUGAUAAUGUGCUUCAUUUUGAGUCUUUCUGCAGGAGGGUGAAACUGUAUGCAACAGACGAGUGAGGGCACCGCUGUUAUACAAACGGCUGGUGAACAACUUAAGCAGGGAAUCUUUUAUUUGUUUGUUUGUUUCAGUGACAGAAGAAGAGAUAAAGAGUGCACACCUUUUUUAUGCAUUUGCACAGCUUUACUAAAGAUAUCCAACAGAGAUAGAGAAAUAUCUAUUUAAAGAGACCGUUUGGGUUGGGGAGAUACAAAGUGCUUAUUCAAUUUCUUUGCCCAAGGG